Molecule: messenger RNA, 1166 nt
Organism: Labeo rohita (rohu)
Lineage: Eukaryota; Metazoa; Chordata; Actinopteri; Cypriniformes; Cyprinidae
Product: heavy metal-binding protein HIP
Exons: 4
Coding region: 31-828 (265 amino acids)
Molecular function (GO): protein binding
Source: RefSeq, a predicted model, not a curated record
GCAAGAGCUGGACACAAACAUCAGUGAAGAAUGAAGGGUUUGUUAUGUUUCCUGCUGCUGUUGGAGACCUUUGUGUUUGUCGUACAGCAGAAGUUAGAUAGAGGACUCGGUGAGAAUGAGAUCAGACAACAGCUCGGCAAUGAAGACAGAAGACAGAAUCCACCUCAAAUAGACACCCGGAGCGAUGCUUCAGCUGACAGCCAGUCAUACUGCCAUCUGAGCUUCCCUGACAUCCACGCAGCACUGAGAGAACUGACCGCCACAGUUACAGAGCUGAAAGUAAACAUCAGAGCUUUAGAAACGCAACUGGAGGAAGAGCUGAACAAGAAAACUGACGAAAUUUCAAACAUUACUCUGAGUCAAGUGGAGGAGCUGAGAAAGGAAAAUAGAGACAGAGAGAUAGCUUUUUCAGCUGCACUGAUGGACAGCAAAGGAACUGUUGGUCCAUAUACCACUGACACCAUACUAACCUACAAGGUAGUCUUCACAAACAUAGGAAAUGCCUACAACCCAAUUACAGGUAUUUUCACGGCCCCGUUGAAAGGAGUGUACAUGUUCAAUUUCUCUGUCUUUGGUAAGGGUGAUGCCUCAGUUCCAUCCACUGCGUCCAUUGUGAAGAAUGGAGAGAGGGUGGUUGUAGCACAUGGUCAUCAGGAUCUGUAUUCUGUAAACUCCUCGAAAGGAGUUGUGUUGAUCUUGGAGGUUGGAGAUGUUGUCUAUGUGUCACUCUGGUCUGGAAGGGCGUUAUUUGAUGAGACGCAUAAGCACAACACUUUCAGUGGUCACCUACUGUUUCCUUUAAGAGAACAGGACCUUUGCAGAAUGUGAUUCCAGUAAAACUGAACCUUCAACAUAUGAUUUAAGAUGAAAAUCAUGAAGAAUCAUUAACAUAUGAACCUGUAUUGAUGAUAGAUUUCUGUAUGAAAGUCAGACUAUACUCAUAAGUUCUGAGCUGUCUACACAUGGAACUUUGUAUAAAGACUUUCAGCACAGAGACAGACGGGACACAUAAAUAUCACAUGUGACUCAAAAUGAUUUUUUUAAAGUAGUAAAUCGAGAAUGUUAAAUAGCUGUUAAAAUGAAAAAUAGAUUUUUAAGUGUAGCCUAUUACUAAUCUUUGUUCUGUAUUUCUUCAUCCUACAUUAAUAAGAGAAUAAAGGGACAUU